Messenger RNA from Dictyostelium discoideum AX4, 1908 nucleotides. It is a transcript of the gene ppwd1, whose product is annotated as WD40 repeat-containing protein. The record is from RefSeq and is a predicted model, not a curated record. Gene Ontology annotation, cellular component: nucleus. NCBI's taxonomy places the organism in Eukaryota, Evosea, Eumycetozoa, Dictyosteliales, Dictyosteliaceae. The transcript has 3 exons. Gene Ontology annotation, biological process: protein folding. Gene Ontology annotation, molecular function: isomerase activity; peptidyl-prolyl cis-trans isomerase activity. Bases 1 to 1908 code for a protein of 635 amino acids.
AUGAGUGAAAAUAAUGAAAAUGAAGAGCAAUUAAAUAAAAAAAGGGAAACAUCCACUUCUAAUGAUGAAGAUGUUGAUAAAAUUAAUAAUAAAAAAUUAAAAUCAAAAACUAAAGAAUUACCAUUUGAACAGUUAUAUUUAGAUAGGUUACCAAAUUCUUUAAUGUAUGAAAAAAGUUUUAUGCAUAAAGAUAUUUGUACAUUUAUAGCUGUUAGUAAAUCAGACUUUAUAGUUAGUACAGAUAUAUUAGGAUAUGUUAAAUUUUGGAAGAAACAACCUAUUGGUAUUGAAUUUGUUAAAACAUUUAAAUCACAUGUUGGACCAGUUUCAUCACUUUCAAUAUCAUUCGAUGGUCAAUUAUUAUGUACAGUUGGAUUUGAUAAAAAUGUUAGAAUAUUUGAUAUUAAAAAUUUUGAUCUUAUAAAUUCAUUUAAAGUACCUUUCUUACCAUUAACUUGUGAAUGGGUUUAUGGUGUAAAUUCAAGUAAAACCUUAAUUGCAAUAUCAUCAAGAGAAUCAUCAAUAAUUAAUUUAUAUGAUUCAAAAUCAGAUGAUACAAGUGGUAAACCAUUACAUAUUGUUGAAUUACAUAAUAAAAGUGUACAUUUAAUUAAAUUUAAUCAACAAUUUCAAAGUGUAAUUAGUUGUGAUAUUGGUGGGUCUGUUGAAUAUUGGGAUAUUGAGGAACCAUUUGAUCAACCGACAAAUGUUAAUUUUCAAAUGAAAUUAGAGACAGAUUUAUAUGAUUUUGAAAAACAAUCAACAUUGCCAAUUAGUUUAGAGAUAAGUGGUGAUGGUAAAUAUUUAUCAACUAUGGGUAGAGAUAAAAAGAUUAGAAUAUUCAAUUAUAAGAGCGGUAAAUUGUAUAGAGUGUACGAUGAAUCGUUUGCAGUGUUACAACAAAUUCAAAAGACAGAAGACCCAAUUUACCAUUUAGAUUACGCUGAUUUCGGUAGAAGAUUAGCCAUUGAGAAAGAGAUUGAUACAAUGUACGAUCAAUUUUUAAAUAACAUAACAAGCAAGCAAUCACCACCUUUGAAUUCCAUAUUAUUCGAUGAGAGUAAUAACUUUUUAAUUUAUUCAACAUUGGUUGGUAUAAAAUUUGUAAAUAUUAAAACCAAUAAAGUUGUAAGAGUUUUAGGUAAAAUUGAAAAUUCAACUAGAUUCUUAGGCUUGUCGCUAUACCAAGGGAAGAAUGAGGGUGAUGUUACAUUGGGUACUAAAAAGAGGGAUACGGAAAAUGACCCAACCUUGUUUUGUCUAUCUUUUAAGAAACAAAGAUUCUACAUGUUCACAAGAAGAGAGCCAGAGGAUAACGAUAACCCAGAUUAUGGUAGAGACGUGUUUAAUGAGAAAGUCACAAAAGAUGAACAAUUACUCAUACAAAAUGCUCAAAGACAGUUGCCAAGGAAUGCUAUCAUUCAUACGAGUUUGGGUGACAUUCAUAUCAUGUUGUAUCCUGACGAGUGUCCAAAAACUGUUGAGAAUUUUACAACUCAUUCAAAGAAUAAUUAUUAUAAUGGUGUGAUUUUUCAUCGUGUUAUCAAGGGUUUCAUGAUUCAAACUGGUGAUCCUCAAGGAACAGGUUACGGUGGUGACUCCAUUUGGAAGAAAGAAUUUGAAGAUGAAUUCAAUCGUAACUUACGUCAUGAUAGACCUUUCACCCUUUCAAUGGCAAAUGCUGGUCCAAAUACAAAUGGUAGUCAAUUCUUUAUUACAACUGUACCUGUCACUCGUUUAGAUAAUAAACAUACUGUAUUUGGUCGUGUAUAUAAAGGUACUGAAGUUGUAACUGCAAUUGAAAAAUCAAAAACUGAUCAAGAUGAUAAACCUUUAAAUGAUAUUUCAAUCUUAAAUAUUAAAAUUACUCAAGAUGUUCCUCUUGAAUUUCAAAAUAAAAAAAUUUAA